Molecule: messenger RNA, 1089 nt
Organism: Mucor velutinosus
Lineage: Eukaryota; Fungi; Mucoromycota; Mucoromycetes; Mucorales; Mucoraceae
Product: NodB homology domain-containing protein
Exons: 1
Coding region: 1-1089 (362 amino acids)
Source: RefSeq, a predicted model, not a curated record
AUGUCGCAAACUACGAAGUCUUUAAACGAAUUCGUUUAUUCAACAACUCGAUGCCAUGAUGAUUCAAGCAAUAACAGUGAUGAAUACAUUAUUGUACGCAAGGAUAAUGAGAGUAGCAUUGAAGAUGAAGAAGACGGUAGUGUAGAAUAUGAUACCAGUGACAAAGAUCAAAGUGAGGAGAGCUCCAUCUAUGUGUCCAAAGAUGACCUUGAAGAGGAAGAGACAGGCGGCGAUGAUGAAGUGGACGUUAUUGAGGAAGAUUUAGGUUACUUUGACUAUUUGAUUGAAGCCUAUGACUCAUUAUUGUCUCGCUACAACUCCAAGCAGGCAGUAGCUUUGGCUAGUCGUGUUGCUGUUAGACGUAUUCAUCAAGGAUCGCUUAUUCAAGAAGCCAUUAAGUUAGUUGGAAAGGAUGCUUUACGCAAGCUUGCCAUUAUUGGUUCUAUUCAAGGCACAAACGCAGGAAAGAUCAACAAGACUAUCCAGGUACCUUGCAGUGGUGAGGCUGUAAAAGGCGUCAAGACAAUCCAACAGUUGGUGCAGUCCGACAUCAUAUCUCAAAAAGGCUCCAAGUAUGAUUUUUCAAACAAAAAGAUCCAUCUCAACUUGAUUGCUGCUGCCAUGCCAUACGCUGCUUUUCAGUGCAUGGAGGAGGCCCAGGCUACAGACAUUGCUCGCAAGAAGUCUAAACACAGCAUUGAAACAGCAUUGCCCUUGCAGCUCCAAUAUCUCGAAGCAGGCUCUCUCCCGCUUGGUACCAAGACUAGAAAGGCCCAUUUGCAUUGGUCAUUCCAGUUUUUAGAAUCCAUCAAUUGCACGUUCAAUCCAACCAUUUACAAGAGAAAUAUGAGACAAGCAGUUGUGUAUGAAAACAUGAAGUGGCUCACCGAGAGACUGGAUGAUAUUGAAGGCUCUUUGACUCUCAAUGCCAAGGAAAACAACAUCGAUGCUAAGCAGUUUUUCAAAAAGUAUUAUGCUAUUGCUCAGAAAGCCAGAACCAAGGAAGCUGAACAAAAAGAAGGAAGAAACGAGAAGACAACCAGAGCUGAGAGAAGAAGAAGACGUCGCAAUGCUGCCAGGGCUAACUGA